This is a messenger RNA of Tachysurus vachellii, 3499 nucleotides long. It is a transcript of the gene slx9, whose product is annotated as SLX9 ribosome biogenesis factor. Gene Ontology annotation, cellular component: preribosome, small subunit precursor; 90S preribosome; nucleolus. Lineage: Eukaryota; Metazoa; Chordata; Actinopteri; Siluriformes; Bagridae. The record is from RefSeq and is a predicted model, not a curated record. The transcript is spliced from 6 exons. Bases 198 to 935 code for a protein of 245 amino acids. Gene Ontology annotation, biological process: maturation of SSU-rRNA from tricistronic rRNA transcript (SSU-rRNA, 5.8S rRNA, LSU-rRNA).
UUUUAACCGUCGCACCACACAGUUGUGAAGGCAGCAGCAGCCCAAAUAUUGUCCAGGUCACUACUUUAGUUCACUACAGUGUAGUGAUAUAUAACGGCUUCUACUCACUAUGUAGUGAACUCUGUGACGUGCAAAUAAACAACACGCCGCGUGUGUGAAGCCCUACAGAGACGUUUCACACGUUUAUACGACACAAAAUGGGGAAAAUAAAGCGAGAGCGACAGAAACGUCACCACGAUGCUGUGAAGAUCAGACCUGAGAAAAGUUCUUCAUCUCUGAUACAUGAUGAGGAACAGAUCCAAACAUUACCUGUAAACAUCACACAAUCAGCUGGUAAACCCACAGACGUGAAGGCCUUUAACUUCCCCAAGGGCAUUUUUGCUGGUACUGUAAUUCCUCCUGAAGCUCUGGUUCAGACUCUUAGUGUUCCUGAGUCUCCAGCAGGACAACCAGCAGGACAACCAGCAGGACAACCAGCAGGACAACCAGCAGGACAACCAGCAGGACAACCAGCAGGACAAACCCGAGGCGCCGGGCAGAAGCAGCAGUCGAAGAAGGAGAAGAUGAAGGAGAGACGUGAGCGCUGGCUGAGCAAGAUCAGCGGCAUUAAACUGGCCCGUGAGGAGCAGGCAGCACUCGCACGCCGCAAGGCCACGCCCAUCGUCGGGGAUAUGAGGAUAUUGGCUGAUGCACUUCCUGAGCUCUGCUCCUUUAUCAGAGCGUCCAGCUCCAAGAAACAGAAAGGUUUGGUGAAGAAGAAACCAGAGCCCACAGAUUUCUGUCAGAUGAAGCCAGCACAGAAACGCAAACUAAUUGAGAUGGAAAUGUCCCGCUUCAGUGAAGUGAUGAAAGACUCUACCUUCAAGUCCAACCCCUUCAGUGUGAUUGGUCAACAUUUAAGGAAACGUCUCAAACAGGAAGACGAGCAGAGUUAACUCCGCCCACUUUCUGCAGACUCCUCAUAAUCAAUAAGAGUGUGAGUGUGAGAGAGAAUGUGUGAGAAUGAGUGUGUUACAAUGUGUUAGAUGUUUGAGUGUGUUUGAGUUAAAUGUUUGAGUGUGUGUGAGGGCGUGAGUGUGUGUGAGGGCGUGAGUGUGUGUGAGGGCGUGAGUGUGUGUGAGGGCGUGAGUGUGUGUGAGGGCGUGAGUGUGUGUGAGGGCGUGAGUGUGUGUGAGGGCGUGAGUGUGUGUGAGGGCGUGAGUGUGUGUGAGGGCGUGAGUGUGUGUGAGGGCGUGAGUGUGUGUGAGGGUUUGUGUGUUUGUGAGAGCGUUUGUGAGAGCGUUUGUGUGAGCGUUUGUGAGAGCGUUUGUGUGUGCGUUUGUGAGAGCGUGUGUGUGUGUUUGUGAGAGCGUGUGUGCGUGUUUGUGAGAGCGUGUGUGCGUGUUUGUGAGAGCGCGUGUGCGUGUUUGUGAGAGCGCGUGUGCGUGUGUGUGUGUUUGUGAGAGCGGUGUGUGUGAGUGUGUGUGUGUGUGUGUGUGUGUGUGUGAGUGUGUGUGUGAGGGCGUGAGUGUGUGUGAGUGUGUGAGGGCGUGAGUGUGUGAGGGCGUGAGUGUGUGUGUGUGAGAGCGUGAGUGUGUGUGUGUGAGAGCGUGAGUGUGUGUGUGUGAGAGCGUGAGUGUGUGUGUGUGAGAGCGUGAGUGUGUGUGUGUGAGAGCGUGAGUGUGUGUGUGUGAGAGCGUGAGUGUGUGUGUGUGUGUGAGAGCGUGAGUGUGUGUGUGUGAGAGCGUGAGUGUGUGUGUGUGUGUGAGAGCGUGAGUGUGUGUGUGUGUGUGAGAGCGUGAGUGUGUGUGUGUGUGAGAGCGUGAGUGUGUGUGUGUGUGAGAGCGUGAGUGUGUGUGUGUGUGAGAGCGUGAGUGUGUGUGUGUGUGAGAGCGUGAGUGUGUGUGAGAGCGUGUGUGCGUGUUUGUGAGAGCGUGUGUGCGUGUUUGUGAGAGCGCGUGUGUGUGUUUGUGAGAGCGCGUGUGCGUGUUUGUGAGAGCGCGUGUGCGUGUUUGUGAGAGCGCGUGUGCGUGUUUGUGAGAGCGUGUGUGCGUGUUUGUGAGAGCGUGUGUGCGUGUUUGUGAGAGCGUGUGUGCGUGUUUGUGAGAGCGUGUGUGCGUGUUUGUGAGAGCGUGUGUGCGUGUUUGUGAGAGCGUGUGUGCGUGUUUGUGAGAGCGUGUGUGCGUGUUUGUGAGAGCGAGUGUGUGUGUGUGUGAGAGCGAGUGUGUGUGAGAGUGAGUGUGUAAGUAUGAGUGUGCGCCCGUGAGAGAAUGAGAAUGUGUGUGUGUGUGUGUGUGUGUGUGUGUGUGUGUGUGUGUGUGUGUGUGUGUGUGUGUGUGUGUGUGUGGGCGGCGUGAGAGAAUGAGUGUGUGUGCAUGCGUGAGAGAAUGAGUGUGUGUGAGUGUAUAAGUAUGUGUGUGGCGUGAGAGAAUGAGUGUGUGUGAGAAUAAGUGUAUGUGAGUGUAUAAGUAUGUGUGUGGCGUGAGAGAAUGAGUGUGUGUGUGAGAGAAUGAGAGAGUAAUGUAUAGCCCAGUCUUUGCCAGUUCUUCCAUUAUUAUUCCCUGUGCUGGGAUUCAGAUAAAAGAGAACCUGGAGAUGUUCCUCUGUGUGGCUCUGAUUGUUUCCCUGUGAGAACCUCAUCAUCUCUGCACUUCUGGAAUAUACAGCAUUACAAUAAUAAACGAACAGUUCACAAAUCAAUUCCCAGAUGUUCAUGUUAAAGGGAAAGUGUGAUGUUCCCCAUCAUCCAGUAACGUCUUCAUGGUGACGUUUUCAUGUGGACUUUGUGUUCAUCUUUCUCUCCACAUGACUUUUUUCCCACAUAAAUGCUUUAGAUUUUAUUUUUUCCUAUUUUUUUCUUGUUUCAUUCACCUCUGAAAUUCUGAGUCAGGAUCAUGGGCCAUGUUCAGGUUUCCUGAGUGUCAGUGAAUUUUCCUGCUCUGCUGCACCCUCUUUACCCUCAGACCAGACGUGUUGGUGAUCUGAGGAGCUGAUGGGAGGUGCGUCAGAGCAGGAAGCGCACUGCGGAUGAGCUGGAGGUGCAGGACAGAAGGGGAUCCGCCGUGACUGAUGGAUCACCCUGACGCCCCGUUAGGCUCCUGAUAGACUAAUGUGAUCGAUACAGUGCAGAGACGGAGAAAGGCCAUUAGCUUUCAUUAAUAAACCAUCAGAGAGCUGUAGAGACAUGUUGGCAGAGCAACAAGAGCUCGGAACGCCAAGGCGCAAAACGCUCCGGUUAGAUUCUGAUCUCCGGCUUUAGCACUGAUCCCACACACCGGCCAGUGUGAGUCUGAUAACAAGCACAAGGCUGACCUCAGAUCUGUGUGAAUCAGCUAAUGAUCGUUGAGUUUGUUUAUUAGGACUCAAAAUAUGGGUUGGAUUCUUUUAAGGAAUAAUAAGUGUGUAAUAAACACAUAAUAUAAUGGCAUGUGUGGUGCAGUUAAAGGGAAACAGUCACCAAUGGGGUGGUGGGAUGAAGCUCUGUCACCAUCAUCACAGUAAAGUGGAUUAUUUCCUGUAA